UGCCAUGGAUGUAACCUGCAAGUACUGGCCCUACCUCAACAAAGUGGCAAAAAGCUGCCCGGAGCUCCAGCACCUACUUAGCAUGAAACCAUUUCUCUCAGUGUUUCAUGCCAAAGCCCAUGAUUUUAAAUGCGAGGUUAAAUGGAGUGGAGCUUACCAGCAAGGGGCCGGAUUGACACUUGGGGAGGAGGUUGAGCAGUGUAACGCCUUCCUCUCUAGGAUUGCUGUGACCACGAAGCAUAUGCCCAAAGCAGGACGUAAAGACAUGCUUACACUGAUGGCCAUGCGCUGGAAUCAGCAAAAGUUUAAGAACUUGGCUACUUCACUUGCCUGCCGAUAUCAGAAGGCCACAAAACGCCUGGAGAGCCAACUUCAGGACCUGGAAAGCAUGAGAAUCCAGCUGGCAGUGACACAGGUUGAAGUUGAGGGCUGGGUCACUGAUAUUAAGGAGUGGGCAGAAGCAACAACAUCCCAAAAGAAUGCCGAUCUUGACGCGGUGACCAGUAGAAUGGAGGUGCUGGUGGCCAGCAUUAAAAGAAGGUCCCAGCGCCUUUACAAAGACACCGAUGGCAGCAAAGGUCGGGCCCGGAUUCGGCGCAAAAUCCGAGAGGAGAAGGCCAUUCUUAGCUCUGUUGUUGAAAAAUACAACAGUAUGGUUCCAGAUACAGAAAGAAUCGCCUUUGACAUCAUUCUCUCUGACGAGACAGUUUGGCCAUGGCAACUUUCACAUCGUGACGCUAUAGAUUUGAAAACCAAGAGGAAGGCGUUUGAUGUUGUGAUGGCAAUAAGGAGACUUGAGGAGGAGAAGAAGAUUGUUCUUUCUGAGAUGGCAAAGCAUUGGAAAUCUCUCUCCACUCGUGCAGACACACUCAAGGAGAUGUCAUGCCAGCUUUCCAGUGAGGCAUUGAAAAGUGAGCUGUGGGCUCUAAACGAAGAAGGGAUCAAGGGUUUCCUCAGCUUAACUUUGAGAAAAAAGCAAGAAGUCACCAGAAUGAUGAAGCAUGCAAGAGACUGUUAUGCUCAAGUUUUGACUGGAACAAGUAUGGACUUCCAGAAUGAUUGGGAUGGAUACGACAGUGAUUCUGAACUGUCAGACGACUGAGUUUGAGGAGCUCUCAAACCUAAAGGCCUGGCCCCCAUCUUGGGAACAUAGGAAUGACUGUGUCAUAGAAGAAGGUCUGCUAAAAUGACUGUUGUCACAUUGCUGGGUCCAAGAAGCAAAAAAAUGUGGCCAUGUGGACAACAAUAAAGUUCUACUGUUCUUCUAAUGUUGUAAAUAAAAAUGAUUUGUUUAUAAA
This is a messenger RNA of Megalobrama amblycephala (Wuchang bream), 1298 nucleotides long. RefSeq lists its product as uncharacterized. The record is from RefSeq and is a predicted model, not a curated record. NCBI's taxonomy places the organism in Eukaryota, Metazoa, Chordata, Actinopteri, Cypriniformes, Xenocyprididae. Bases 5 to 1102 code for a protein of 365 amino acids. The transcript is spliced from 8 exons.